Messenger RNA from Fusarium verticillioides 7600, 615 nucleotides. RefSeq lists its product as hypothetical. The transcript is spliced from 2 exons. The record is from RefSeq and is a predicted model, not a curated record. NCBI's taxonomy places the organism in Eukaryota, Fungi, Ascomycota, Sordariomycetes, Hypocreales, Nectriaceae. Bases 1 to 615 code for a protein of 204 amino acids.
AUGUACAUUGUGAACCACAUCGGCGGCCCAGGGCUAGCGAAUGAUACCAUCAAUGGAUCGUUUCUACCACAACUGCAUGUCUACGUCGCGACCGGGAUUCGGGACAACACAAUUUACAUGAGCAUCGAGUUCCAUACCGUUGGCACAAGACGCUUAGUCGGCGUCACAAACCUCAAACUUAGCCCGACCUUCAAAAUGCCAUCAACCAAAGACACGGCCGAGAAGCCCCCUCAAGUGGUCGAUAAAACCACCGACUUCGACCAAAAGUUCGCCUCCGUCGAAGAGAAGAUAAAGCCCAGUAGGAAAGGAGAUACUUAUCCAUUAAAGCAAGCAUCUCAGCCUCCACCAACGCAUGCCAGCGGCAUAGAAACUCCGAAGGAGCUUUACGAAAAGCUUAUACCAAGUAACACAAACCGAAACAGCGAGGUAUAUAGACGAGCAAUGUUCAAGGUAUACAAGUUGGAGCAUAAACUCUGGGCGCAGAGGAAGAGGACUCUUGAUAAGGAAAAAAAGGUUCAGCGAAGGACUAAAAGCUUUACCAGGAAACAGGAGAGGAUGUUGGCAGCCGUGGCUCAAAAAGAAGAAAAGUAUCUAGAUGCUGAUGGAGAGGCUUAA